Messenger RNA from Protomyces lactucae-debilis, 1500 nucleotides. RefSeq lists its product as uncharacterized. Bases 6 to 1202 code for a protein of 398 amino acids. Gene Ontology annotation, cellular component: RSF complex. Gene Ontology annotation, biological process: regulation of DNA-templated transcription. Lineage: Eukaryota; Fungi; Ascomycota; Taphrinomycetes; Taphrinales; Protomycetaceae. The transcript has a single exon. The record is from RefSeq and is a predicted model, not a curated record.
GCAACAUGGAUGGCUUCAUACGGCGCCAAUACACAUACCGCGGCGUCCUUCCCAAUCCCCUAAUGCGGGUCGCGCUGGUCUGGCGUUCCUCCUCACCAGUCAGGCAAGUCGGUUCCGAUAGUGAUGAUGCAAGUCUGAGCGACGUGGAACAAGUCAAGGAGGAGCGGCAUUUUGAAUGGACGGAAGUGAGUCUAGCUGAUCAAGUUCGGAUCUUACAUGAUCUCUGCGAAUGGCACAUGCAGAGCGAGAAAUUUCGCGAACGAGCCGGUGUCAGUGACAUGGAGAUGACCAGCUGGCGCAUCGAUCCUAUCGGCAGGGAUUCCAACGAUGUUGUCUACUAUUUACUUGACGACGGCAGGCUUUACUGCCGGACAGAUCCAUGCGUCCAAUUUGCUGUGCACCGGAAGCAAGGGCGCGGCCACACUACUGAUCAUGUUCAACGGCAGGACGGAGAAGCCACGGAAGACUGGACUUGCCUAGCUACCUCUUAUUUGGAAUGGGUUGCCUUCGCGGAGACUUUGGUUGAUCCAUUCGGUGCAGAUGAGAAGCGUCUGUACAAUGUCAUAAAAAAGCAGCUGCUGCCAGACAUACUUGCAGCAGAGGAGGAACGACGUUUGGAGGGCGAAAGAAUCGAGCAGCUACGCAUCAAGGAACUGCUCCUGGCCGAAGCCUUAUCCACUCGCAAACGGUCGUCUCGAAUCCAAGUUAUUGAAGAGCGUCGCCACGAAGAAUCUGCCCGAGCGGCCGCUGAGCGGCAUCAGGAAGAGCUCGAGGCUGCUGCAAAACGACUGAAGAUGCAGGACCAAGGCGCGAUUGCUUACAUGCCGCAGCCUCGGCUAACACGAGAAGCUCGAGCUAGAGACAGAGAACUGCGCCUCUAUAUGCAGGACAAAUCACUCUCAGGUAGGCCAGCCGAUCUUGAGCAUGUAGCGUUGGCACACUCGCCAGUCACGUUACCAAAGACCAACUCAAUUUCGCAGGCCGCGCCGGAGUCCUUAUGUGGAAGCACAAGACUUGAUGAAGAGGUCGAUACAGAAGCAGAUCCGCGUCAACGAGAUUUGGGACCCGAGCCAGUGGUUGCCACUCAGGAAGAUGGCUCCACCCAAGAGAGCAUUGAUACGUACGCACCUGGAUUAUCCGUCGCGGUGACCGCAUUCCAAAAUAGAGAGGGCGGUGCAAAGCAGUCAUGCCCCACGACAUGAGUGUUUGAACUACGCUGAAAGUAGCUUCACAGGCCAUGAGCCAAGAUGGAUGCCAUCGAUUACGACCGAACGACUGGUCAGAAUGUCUGGAUGUCCUCUACUCGCAAGAGUGUUUUCUCAUGCUUCGAGCUGUUCUGUUGUCGGUGUUCUCGAAGGCGUCCGUCGACAAACUCCGAGUUGUUGCGCCGCAGACUUGUUGGCAUGCGCAAAUGGGAAGCGUUUUGCACAAGCACUCGAUGACAACUUGUAAAAGCACAUAGAUCAGGUAUUGAUCCGAAUAAUUGCCACAGAACAAUCA